Echinococcus granulosus is the source of this 882-nucleotide messenger RNA. RefSeq names its product 2-aminoethanethiol dioxygenase. Gene Ontology annotation, cellular component: mitochondrion. Gene Ontology annotation, molecular function: oxidoreductase activity, acting on single donors with incorporation of molecular oxygen, incorporation of two atoms of oxygen. Bases 1 to 882 code for a protein of 293 amino acids. The record is from RefSeq and is a predicted model, not a curated record. Lineage: Eukaryota; Metazoa; Platyhelminthes; Cestoda; Cyclophyllidea; Taeniidae. The transcript is spliced from 3 exons.
AUGCGUCUCCUUUUCUACAGUCAGAGGUGCUUAGUUUGGCUAUGGGCGACCCUUGUCUGCGCUUUUAACAUGACGACCAAGAUUGCCAAGGUGAGCAACCUGGCUCUCCACGUUUUCCGCACGCACUCUCUGCGCGUUGCUAAUGGAGGUGCAGUGUUCCCUACUGUUGCUGCUGCUGCUUCCACCUGUGACGACCCGGAGGCGUUGAAACACCUUCUCGCCAAUGUUGCCGCUCUUACCCUCCACGACGUCGGUCUCGACUCACCCUUCUCUCUGCCUCCACCAAACCAGCUCAAUGCACCCGUGGCGUACAUGCACAUAACCGAGAACGAGGUCUUUUCUAUGGGCAUGUUUAUACUCCGUCCCGGCUCUCGUAUUCCCCUUCAUGGCCAUCCAGGCAUGUUUGGAGUAAUCCGAGUGAUGCAGGGCUCUAUGCGCUGCCGCUCCUUCACGCCUCUCUCUCACGAUGAGUCUCCUACCGGUGCGUCAUCACCACCGUCGGGAUCGUCGAAGGACUGCGGCGGCACCGCAGUGAUGUGGCGUCUUGCCGCCACGUCCGACCUCACGGUGGCCGAACCGCACGCGGACAGGCUGCUUGGAGCUUCCGACCGACUACCCUGUCUUCUCACCCCGUGUACAGGCAACUUGCAUGAGCUAACGGCAGUGGAGGGAACUGUUGUCUUCAUUGACAUCCUCUCGCCUCCUUAUGACCACGACUUAGGCACUCGGGAGUGCCUCUUCUAUCGCGAGAUCGAUUUACCCACCUCCAGUGAAUUAGCAUCGCAGACGCAGGGAUCGUCUCGAGUCUAUCUAACCGAGAUCAACCAGCCCGGGGAUUACUGGUGCGAACUUCUUCCAUAUCACGGGCCACCGAUCUCCUAA